Messenger RNA from Kwoniella mangroviensis CBS 8507, 309 nucleotides. RefSeq lists its product as uncharacterized. The coding region runs from base 1 to 309 and encodes 102 amino acids. NCBI's taxonomy places the organism in Eukaryota, Fungi, Basidiomycota, Tremellomycetes, Tremellales, Cryptococcaceae. The transcript is spliced from 3 exons. The record is from RefSeq and is a predicted model, not a curated record.
AUGCAGCAAAACGAAGAUCAAAAGCUUUCACGUGUUUCAACAUUCGGCAGCACCAAAAGCUCAGAUGGCGUGACUACCGACGAGCUGAAAUCCGCAUUGGGAGCGGAAUGGGUUGAAAUAGCCAACAGGAUUGAUCAAGAGCUGAGCCGCUCCCCUACACUCGAAGAGCAAUUCAAUAGUACAGACAACACGAUUCUGAGACCUGGUAGCUUUUACGAGCUCGACAGAAAAACCCUUCAAGGUCCUGAUCAAUGGGGUGAAUAUGUCGAGUCGACUCAAAACCAACAAAAACGAGGCAUACAGGGGUGA